AGACACUGCUUGCUCUAGUGUUCACCUAUCAUCAUCCCUAGCUAUGCCACUUCAUUUCAACGGGUUCUCAGCGCAUAUCAGCUGUGAUGACACAGAGCUGGAAAUAUUUUCGGCCCAAGAGGACGACGAAAUGGCAACAGGCUGGAUAGCCAGUGAGGUCUUGAAGGAGUUCAAGGUUCACUGGGGAGAAGAGACCGGGGACAUACCCUUCAUUGCCGCAAUCUAUACCGACGGGAACAUUGCUCAACGCAUGCAGCAUCGAACAGGCGUGACAGGAGACUGUAGGGGCGUGUAUGUCUCGUCGAGCUCUAUCCGCCCAUUCACGUUUUCCGACCUUAUUCUCACAGACGACGACGCCAUCAUCAACACCAAGAACGUUAGCGACAAACUCGGCUCGAUUGAAGUCAUAUUGACGCGGGUUGAGCGUUUUGAGCCGACCAAGAGACCGUAUGUCGGUAGAUAUGGUUUUACCGAAAUCGGACCUGUACACGAGAAGAGCAAGAAGGCCGGGGUCCACACCGUCACUCUCGGUGAGAUGGUGCAGAUUGAACCCCAGACGACUUGUGAGACUGUCGGCCGGGAAACCGAAUCAUGCGCACAUUUCCUAUUCCGCUACAGACCUAUAGAACUCCUUCGCGCAAACGGCAUUGCACCGCAAGUUUCCGGUCUCAAGGAUCGCAGUCACGACGUGGAGGAGCCUGGGGCCCCCGGACCCAGUGAUCCCAAACGCAAGCGCAAGGGGCCUGCAGUGAAGUCUGAAACGCUGUCCGAUGAUGAGGAUGAUGAAGAGGACGAAAAGUCGUUAGAGGAGCAACUUGCUUUACUUCAGGGCCGCCUGGAGAAGAAGCGUGCCAAGAAGGCGCAGGCACUGGUCAAGCGGGAAAUGUCGCCCAUCCGCGUCCCGUUUAUUUCGGACGACGAAGUGAUCGAUUUGACCUAGGAAAGGAGUCUACCCCCAGCUUGUGGUGAGGAUUUCGGCUUCAGAUAGUACUGUCUCCAGACAGCCGUUCUUCUUGUCCGUUUGGCCUAUCGUUUCUCCUGGUUCGUCGUCUUCUCUUCUUUACCAUAUUUCUGUGACAUAUCACUCGGUGUAUGGACCGCCUAAUUUGUUCCGA
Trametes versicolor FP-101664 SS1 is the source of this 1115-nucleotide messenger RNA. RefSeq lists its product as uncharacterized. Lineage: Eukaryota; Fungi; Basidiomycota; Agaricomycetes; Polyporales; Polyporaceae. The transcript is spliced from 6 exons. Bases 44 to 940 code for a protein of 298 amino acids. The record is from RefSeq and is a predicted model, not a curated record.